Messenger RNA from Meloidogyne enterolobii, 402 nucleotides. The record is from the annotation of a GenBank genome assembly. Lineage: Eukaryota; Metazoa; Nematoda; Chromadorea; Rhabditida; Meloidogynidae.
AUGAGAAAAAACAGCAAUAUUAAUGCUCAAGAUGAUGCAGCAAAUAAUUCCCAGCCAAAACGAAGAAGACGAUCACCAUUUGAAAGUAACAGAAUUGCUGAUACAAGUGGUAUUCAACAGCCAACAGAUCGUCAACAACGUCUUUUUUCUGCUCGAUUGUUUUCUGCUUCACAAAGUCGUUCGCCUUUUAAUACUGACCAAGAACAACAACAGCAACCAAAUACAAGUAAUUAUCAACACCAUUUAACACCAACAACAUCAAAUAAUAAUCAAUGGUUAAAGCAACAACUUCCGAUUGGAGGAUGGAAAAAGCAUUUGGCCAGAGAAGCAGUUUCGGACAAUGAGGAUGAUAAACACUUUAAUGAAAAUCGGGUAAGAUUUCAGCAUAUUAUUUUCCUUUAA